AGGAUUGCGUGCUCAAGUAAUGACUCGGGUUAUUAGACAAUCAUAUAUUUACAAGAACGUAGUAUCACAAAUCACAAAGUAUGUACAGUUUUAACGUUGUAUCGAGUUCGUUACAAUGAAUAUGAUAAAACAAGAGACGCAUCGACCAGGAGCGCUCAAACAAUCUAAUAAACAGCACAAAACCGGAAGGCAUCGAAGUAAAAGUACCAUCAAUAACGAUCUGAAAGGUAAACAGAAUGUUAUCGGAAAGUCAUCCAAGCGUUUUGAGAAGAAUCUUCGGAAAGAUGAACGUAGAAACCAAUUGUUGCAAUUAAGAAGAAAGAAGCGCGAGCAAGUACUUGCGCAGAAGAGAAAUCUCGGUGGUUUUUUUUCGGCACCUAUUCUUAUCUGCGUUAUACCGUUGCAAAGUGACGUGGACAUAAAGAACAUUGUAUCUGCUGUAACUAACAUGGCUGAAACUGCUAAUGUUGCUACUAGUCCAAAUGGCAUUAUACAUAUUGGUGUUCCAAGACUGAAACGGCGGUUUUCUAUCGUCGUACCGUCGAUGGGCGACGUUUUAGCAACAUUAGACGCAGCCAAAGUUGCUACCACGAUACUCUUUGUUACUUCUGUCGCGAGUCAAACAAACGAUGGUACGCAAAGAGAUAUUAUAGACGAUUGGGGCAAGGAAAUUAUCGUGUCUUGCCUCGCUCAAGGUUUACCUUCUACAAUGAUUGCGGUGCAUAAUAUUCAAAGACUUCAUAUUAAGAAACGUCAAGAGUAUAAACAAUCUGUGCAACGUGCAAUUUCAAAAUGGAUUCCCGAAGAAAAAGUUCUUGAAUUGGACACUGCGGCCGAUUGCUUAAAUAUGUUACGGCGUGCUGGAUCACAAAAGCAAAGAAGUUUGUUUUACAAAGAUAUAAGACCAUAUCUUUUGGCCGAGAAAGUCUCCUAUGAAUGUGAUCAAGAUUCUCCUGAGUUUGGAACUCUCAUGGUCAGUGGAUAUUUACGAGGCACCGCACCAUUGUCGGCCAAUGAUUUGGUUCACAUACCAGGUUUUGGAGACUUUCAAAUGUCUUGCAUCAAAACGUCGACAGAUCCGUAUUUAAUUGAACACGGUGAGAGGAUCAAGUAUCUUUCUGAUGAUAAAAUGAAAACGGAACAGAGAAAUGAAACCGAAAUGAUUCUAACUGCAGACCCAGAAAAACAGGAAUCCCUCGAAAGUGAAUAUAUUCCUGACCCAAUGGACGCUGAACAAACGUGGCCUACGAAAGAGGAAUUGGCUGAAGCGGCAAACAAUAGAAAUAGAAAAAUUGUCAAGGUUGUGCCAAAAGGAACCUCUGAAUAUCAAGCUGCAUGGAUACCGGAUGAAGAUGGAGAAAGCCUCGGUGUAUGUUCGGGGAAUGAAUCGGAGGACAAUAUGUCUGUGGAAGAGGCAAGAUCUGAAGCAGCCAGUAGUGAAGAUUUGGAGGAUGACGAACAAUAUGAGACCAUUACGAUAUCGGAAGCGCCACUGGAUGAGGAGCGUUACGACCAGGAUAUUGAUAUGUUUGAAGAAAAGCAAGCCAUGGAAAACUUCAAAGAGGCAAAAUUGGACGCGCAAUUUCCCGACGAAGUGGAUACACCUCAAAACAUUUUGGCUAAAGCAAGAUUCCAAAAAUAUCGAGGUCUCGAAUCAUUCCGUACUAGUCCAUGGGAUCCAAAGGAAAAUCUUCCUAUUGAUUAUUCUCGGAUAAUUGAAUUCGCCGAUUACGAUCGCAGGCGAAAAUGUAUUUAUAAAGAACGUAAAGAUAUCGAAGGUGUCACGCCAGGAUCUUAUAUACAAGUUUGUAUCAUCCAUGUUAACAGAGAAGCUUUCAAGGCAUUUGCUAUGGUAGAAAAUAAACCAUUAAUAGUGGUCGCCUUACUUCCUUAUGAGCAUAAAAUGUCUCUUUUAAACAUCGUGUUGAAACAUUCGAGCAAUUACACACGACCAAUCAAGUCAAAGGAAAGAUUGAUAUUUCAAUGUGGAUUUAGACGAUUUGCGGCAUGUCCAAUAUUUAGCCAACAUACAAACGGUGCCAAGCAUAAGUACGAGAGAUACUUUCACCCCGAUAGUACUGUAGUGGCGAGUAUGUAUGCACCGGUUACUUUUUCACCGUGUCCAAUCCUAUGUUACGUCGAGAAUAAAAGUGGCAAGCUCGAAUUAAUUGCGACUGGUAGUGUGUUAUCUUGUAAUCCCAACAGAAUUGUCCUAAAACGAGUUGUUUUGAGUGGUCACCCGUACAAGGUGAAUAAAAGAUCGGUGGUUGUGCGUUUCAUGUUCUUUCAUCGCGAAGAUAUCGAAUGGUUCAAGCCAAUCCAAUUGAGAACCAAAUAUGGACGUAGAGGCCAUAUAAAGGAACCCCUUGGUACACACGGACACAUGAAGUGCAUCUUCAAUGAUCAACUAAAGUCUCAGGAUACAGUGUUGAUGAAUUUGUACAAACGAGUUUUUCCAAAAUGGACUUACGAGCCUAUGAACCAAUACGUACAAUAAAAAUUAUUUGGUCUUGUUAAUCUUGGAAUUAUCCUAUACUGUAUGUGUACAAUACAUGUAAUGUUGCAACUAU
Temnothorax curvispinosus is the source of this 2570-nucleotide messenger RNA. It is a transcript of the gene Tsr1, whose product is annotated as pre-rRNA-processing protein TSR1 homolog. Gene Ontology annotation, molecular function: GTPase activity; U3 snoRNA binding; GTP binding. Lineage: Eukaryota; Metazoa; Arthropoda; Insecta; Hymenoptera; Formicidae. Bases 116 to 2497 code for a protein of 793 amino acids. Gene Ontology annotation, cellular component: nucleus; preribosome, small subunit precursor. Gene Ontology annotation, biological process: ribosome biogenesis; endonucleolytic cleavage of tricistronic rRNA transcript (SSU-rRNA, 5.8S rRNA, LSU-rRNA); maturation of SSU-rRNA from tricistronic rRNA transcript (SSU-rRNA, 5.8S rRNA, LSU-rRNA). The record is from RefSeq and is a predicted model, not a curated record. The transcript has 13 exons.